AUGGAACGGCUGUUGUUGUCCUUGCUGUUGCUGAUAGCAGCCUGCAGGGGGCAGCCGUGUCCGAAGCGCUGCAUGUGCCAGAGCCUUUCUCCGUCCCUCGCCAUCCUCUGCUCUAAGACAGGCCUGCUGUUUGUUCCUGCAGCCAUUGACCGGCGCACGGUAGAGCUACGUCUACAGGAGAACUUCAUCACAGCUGUUCGAAGGAAGGACUUUGCCAACAUGACCAGCCUGCUCCACCUGACCUUGUCCAGGAACACCAUCAGUCAAAUUCUUCCUUCAGCUUUCAGUGAUCUCAGACGGCUCAGAGCCCUUCACCUGGACUCAAAUAGACUAACUGUAAUCAAGGAUGACCAUUUCAAGGGCCUUACCAACCUCCGACACUUGAUUCUGGCCAACAAUCAGCUCCACUCCAUAUCGCCUCAUGCCUUUGAUGAUUUCCUGUCUACACUAGAGGAUCUGGACCUCAGCUACAACAACCUUGCACAAGUGCCAUGGGACACAAUUGGACGGCUGACAAAUGUCAACACCCUCAACAUGGAUCAUAACCUCAUAGAAAAUGUUCCUCAAGGAGUUUUUACCAACCUACACAAAUUAGCCAGACUGGAUAUGACAUCCAACAAGCUGAAGAAGAUUCCUCCAGACCCCCUGUUCUUAAGGAUACCAGUUUAUGCCAAGUCUAAAGGCUCUCCACUUUCCUCCCUGGUGUUGAGUUUUGGUGGGAACCCCCUUCACUGUAACUGUGAACUCCUCUGGUUGAGGAGACUGACCAGAGAGGAUGACCUGGAGACCUGUGCCUCUCCUCCUGAUCUCAGUGCUAAGUACUUCUGGACCAUACCUGAAGAGGAGUUCAUUUGUGACCCGCCGGUCCUGACCCGAAAGUCACCCCGAACAGUGGCCCUAGAAGGCCAGCCUGCCAGCCUAAAGUGUAAAGCCAAUGGAGACCCGGAGCCUGAGGUCCACUGGAUCAGCCCAGAGGGGCGACUCAUUUCCAACGGCUCGAGAACCUUGGUUUUCCCCAAUGGAAGUUUGGAGAUCAAUGUGACGACCCUGAAGGAUUCUGGGAACUUCACCUGUAUCGCCUCCAACGCUGCAGGGGAAUCCACUGGGAGGGUGGAGCUAGCGGUCACCGCAAUGCCCCAUCUAGCCAACAGCACGAGCCGCAGUAGAGACCCGUCCUCUGAUCCUGCCCCGUCCGACAUCCUGACCUCUUCUAAGGCCGUGUUGCCUAGCAACGAGACACGCGGAGCAGAUCGGAGGGUUUCGUUGGUGGAACUGACUGGAAACUCGGCCCUAAUCAGAUGGACCAAUCAGAAUCCUAUAUCAGGAGUAAGGAUGUUUCAGAUCCAAUACAACAGCUCUGGGGAUGACACACUUGUUUACAGGAUGAUUCCUUCCAGCAGCAACGAUGUCCUUGUUCGAGACCUUGCAGCCGGGCGCACCUAUGAUCUGUGCGUCCUUGCCGUCUUUGAUGAUGUCAUCACGUCACUGACUGCCACUCGCCCUCUGGGCUGUCUGUCAUUCACCACAGACACAGAGUUCAGCCAAUGUCAGGCCCUGCACAGCCACUUCCUUGGCGGGACCAUGAUUAUCAUCAUUGGUGGGAUUAUAGUGGCAUCUGUGCUGGUUUUUAUUAUAAUUCUGAUGAUCCGAUAUAAGGUUUAUAGCCACCAAGGGACAGGGCAUGGGAAAGCUGCCAUUGCAGCAGCUGCACCAAGACCGCAAAGCAACGGACAAGGAGGAGGGGGGCAAGUCCAAGUCCUCCCUCACUCCACAUCUAAAAUGACUGAAAGUCACGAUGACCAAGCUCUGGGGCCAUCCAGGGCUAUGUCACCCAGCAGCACCCUGAGAGACACUGUGGCAUUAGUAGAAGAGGAGAGCAGUGGACGGGGCACAAUGACAAGGACUGACUCUUCGGCCAGUGAGGAGUUGCUCUCACCCACUAAGGCCCGCCUCUCCUCCAGGGUCGCCAUCGAGAUGAAGAGCAGGCCGUCAUCUCUUGCCAAAGAACCCACCUCCCCCAAGGAACGCGCAGGUAGAGAGAAAGACUAA
Lampris incognitus (smalleye Pacific opah) is the source of this 2049-nucleotide messenger RNA. RefSeq names its product leucine-rich repeat and fibronectin type III domain-containing protein 1-like protein. Gene Ontology annotation, molecular function: protein binding. The coding region runs from base 1 to 2049 and encodes 682 amino acids. The record is from RefSeq and is a predicted model, not a curated record. The transcript is spliced from 7 exons. NCBI's taxonomy places the organism in Eukaryota, Metazoa, Chordata, Actinopteri, Lampriformes, Lampridae.